Messenger RNA from Coccidioides posadasii C735 delta SOWgp, 8330 nucleotides. The record is from RefSeq and is a predicted model, not a curated record. Lineage: Eukaryota; Fungi; Ascomycota; Eurotiomycetes; Onygenales; Onygenaceae.
AUGGAAGAUUCAGACCCGCGCUCUACCCGGAAACGACCUCGUCUUGACAGUGGGAACGAUUCACUUGAAUCCAUGGCGAUGUCCACCCACAGUCCCGUUGGCGGGGAUGACGAUCGGCCAAGUCAAUCCAACUCGAACCCUCCUGCUCCUCUUCCUCCCACCUCGCGCCCUUCCACGCCAGAGUUCCCGUCUCCUCACCGCCCGGCCAGCAGGGUGACAAUUAACAUGAAAUCUCCUGUCCUGUCUAACCCACAAGGCACGGUGUCUGACGAGCUCUCAAUAACCCCGAGCGCCGAAGCACAAGGUCACGAUCCUUCGUCUCCACAACGCCAUCCCUCUCCUGACGUACCAACACAGAAUAACAAGGCGAUCUCAAUAACUUCGUCCCCUUCACCGACUCCAAGCGUGAAAAUCGAAGUGGCCGAACUGGAGGAUAUAGAUCAGUCCCCAAGCACGUCGAACUGGAGAUCACUCGGGGACGCUCUCCAGGCACCUUCUAUGGUAGAAGAGGUGGUGCAAAUUCAGGAACAAUUUUCUCCUAUCGAAUCAUUUCCUCGUGUUCGACAGAGUUUUGACAAUCGAGAAGUAAUAGAUGACAUCCGGAACGUCAUUGAAAAGGGCCAUCUGCGCGCUACACCCUUUUUCGUAGCCGUCAAGCAGUGGUUCGAUCAAUGCGUCAACAACCUAGAUCAGAUAACUUACGAGACGUUUGUCGAAGAUCGUGAUUUCUGGGAGGAAAUUCCAGCCGUAGUGGAAGGUCUAGUGCGACGGGAGGCGGAACUUCUCCCUGAUGAAGGGGACGGCCCAUGGCAGUGUUUGCAUGGGUUCUGCGUCUCCUAUGCAGAACUCGCCCUCCACAUCGUACAGUUGGACAACAUACUCCUGCGAAGCUAUACACCGGAGCCCAACCGUCGCUUGGACUUGCUUUCGAGGACAUACUGGAACCCUCUAGGUUGGAUUCUUCAAGCCAAGCACAUUCCAUUUUACAAGACAAUGGAGAAUGAGUACGGUCUAGAGGUUGCAACCCUCCUGGCUCAAAUAAAUGAGUCUAUCUGUCGGCCAGAGAUGAACACACUUCAGGUCAUCGCCGAGUUUGCCAAGUUAAUAUUGGAGGUGCUUCCCCAUCAGCCAAUACAGGCACCCAAUUUUGCCAAUGCUCUAUCCGUCAUCCACAACAUUGUUGAAUCCGGAUGUGAAGCCAAAAAGUUCGCGGCGGAUGGAGCAUUGUUCAAGCCAUCGACAUUCGUGGAGAUCAUUAGCCAGGCUUACGAAUUCUUUCGUUCUAUUGAUGUCACGUACCAGGCACUUAUCUCCAAGAAAGCAGCAUGGGUUGCCGGUGACAUCAGUGACACCAUCCUUCGUGCAAUCAGCUGUACCUACUCUAACAUCUGUGCGUUUGACCACCAAUUAGGUAUUCAGAUCGGCCAGGAUCUUGAAAUUAUAUACCCCGAGGGCACCACACCUAGAGAUUUCGCCCAGAUUAUCCAUUUUGGCUGGAAGUUCAAGGUCCUCAAAAAGUACAUCACAGAUGGAAGGAUGGAGUUACGUGUCCUGGGGGUAGAUACAAUGCAACAAGAUCUUGUCAACGUCUGGAAAACCAAUAUCAAUGGCAAUCCAGCGGGAGUUGAUUAUCCAAUUACAAGGUAUCUUGUGAAUUUUAUCAAGGACAAUAAAAUAGUCGACUACAUUGUCGGGGUUGAUUCACAUCCUCAGUUGAUUUCUCGAAGCGGGAAUAUUGUGGGAUUUCUUCUUGUUACCGGCACGUACACGGACCAAGACACCGACAUCAUUUGGAAAACAGUAACCGAGAGCCAUGAUCCACGCACUGUUUCUGAGGUUCUGUCGAUGUUAACUCGUACAUUUAGCAUGCAUUCCCAGGGCUCUUCCUCUCUCCUUUAUUUAUGCACGAAACUGAUCGAAUUACCCUUGAACCGAUUUGACGCAAGAAUGAUAGAUUAUUGCGAGCAACUCUUGAGCACCUUUAGAAUGAGGUAUGGGGAUAGGGGGAGGAACACUCCCGACUACACGCCUGUAGAUGUUGUGCCCCUACGACUGUGCGUCCGUUUGAUUCGAGAGAUUACUUCUGUUCAGGAAAUUUCCCCGGAACAAAAGUCUCACCUUCAAAGAUUCGCCAGUCGGCAUCUCUUUCUUCUGAUCGAACACGGAAUUAACGAUCGUGACAAGAUGGAGCUAUUUGAACAGUGCAUUCAGGAUAUUUCUGAGAUGAAUGAAUUCACUGUCGGAAGCAUAAACGCUCUAGUUGCUUUGAUUUCGCCAUUUGAUACCCAGGACAUUCGUCGGCUAGCAUUAGAAUUUGAUUUUACCAGCUUGAUUAUUGAAGAGCUUGCCCAUGCUCUUAAUUCUGAUCCUUCGAGUUUCAGUGAACCGGAAUUGAGCCCUGAUUUGACCCCUCGAAUUCAACUCCUUCAGCGAAUUGUGGAGAAAGUGCCAGAAACCGUCAGUGCAGAUUUAGCUGAUAAGUUGUGGGAUAGCCUUUUCUCUUCAAAAAAAAUCGGCGAUCAAAAUCGAAGCUUCGCCUGGGACAUAUUGUCGAGGUGUGCAUCCCGCUGUGGGAAAAAGAAUCCGUUCCUGGAACGAUGCAUGAAUGAAUAUCUUCCCCGCAUUUUGCCAGACGACUUCACUGCGGAUAUUCUCUCCUUUGCAGAACAAGCCGUCAGUUACGACAUUCGAUUUCACGAGGGCCCAGUCCUUGAAACGCACGAAGUCAUAGCUGUGCCUGGGAUGGAUCGUAUUUGGCAUAUCAUUCUCACCGCACCAUCGGUUGAUAUUGGAAUUAGAGCUAUCAAUUUUGCUAUCGAGAUUUACCUCGACCAUCCGCUAAUACGCAAAGCCCCAAGAUCGGCAGCGGAGGUGACACACGUGUCCCUGGUUGAUCGCUGUGUUGAUCAGCUUAGAGAAGCUGCUAACAAGCUCAAGACUUUCACCGACGGACCUGCUAGUGGAGAAGAUGAGGCUAUGGUGAUUGUUCCGUCCUCAGAUGAGUCGCGGAUGGAGGAGCUGAAGUUCAGUCGUUCUCUACUCUUCUUAAAGCAGCUGCUCCACGGCUUACGGACCAGGCCCCAGUAUACUCCCCCCCAAAGCAGUCCACCAAUAUUACCGCUGAGGAAUGAGGAGAUGAAAGGAGAAAUAAUUCAAAUUUCAUAUCAGGCAUUCAAUGGAAACUCGCAAACGCAGAUCCGUACUCUUCGCACCGGAGAUCUUGCAACCUUGUCCGAAUUAUCGCAGCGCAUCGCUCGUCUAACUGGAUUCUCGAAGUUUACUUUGAUUACUGGCGGACGAUUCCUUGAUCUAGUAGGAAACGGUAAUCGCACUUUGCGUGACCUGAAACUUCCAUCGACGGGACUGCUUAUUGUUAGGAAAAAUUUCGAUGCACUUGAAGGCUCGUUUGGCGGCAGGAGGCAAUCUCUGACUCUGGUUGACUCAGAAGUGCUGAAACAUUUCAACGAUCUCUAUGAGUUCUUGAACCUGGAUGAAAGAUUGUCGAAAGAAAUAUUUGACUUUUUGAUUCUUUUCCCGCCGCAGCAACGAGUUCGAGAGUUCGUGCGGUCCGCGGACACUCCGGAAUCUGAGAUGUUUCCUCUAGACAGGCCGUACAAACUUCUCUACUCUAUCAGCUCCCUGAUGGUAUGCGUCAGGGAAGAAGCAUUGGAAGCCAAUCCUGACCAAGAAUUCAUUAGCCGCACUAUCAAAAAUUUGGCUACCUUUUUGCUCCACCCUGAGAUGUCCGAAUCUUUGGAUAGCAGCCUAGUGAAGCUGACAUUCGCUUCAAAAUCAACCGCCGACAACUCCGAACCCUUUUUUGAUGACCCUUCGGGACUGGUUACCUGCCUUCUGAAAUUUGUGUUUCUCGGGAAAACCAGUUCUCAGCUCCCACUCGCCGAAUUUCCACUUCAAAAAUUGAUAUCAAAUUCAUUUGCUGCCCUAUUAGAAGCUUCAAUGCAUGAUAAAAGAGUUUGGGAAAUAUUCAAACAGAAUACCGACAUGGAUGAUAUCGUGUUGACUCUCCUGCUACGUGAUCCCAGACCUGCUGUUCGCCAAGACAUUGCAGGGAUCAUUUUUGCCCUAUGCGGCAUGUCACCGCAGCAAAAGCAGUCAUCAAAAGCUUCUCCGAAGGAACUAGGACUCUCUGAAAAGCUAGAAACAACCACCGGGAUUGAUAUUGUAGGGACUCUGUGGAAAUCUCUCACUUCGUUGAUUCCCCGGAGUAUCGAAUUUCCUCGGACUGCUCAGCAAUUCUUUGAGGUCGCUUUGGUUGUUUUUCAGACGGUAGGAAGCUUGUCACCCGAGGACUUAGUUUUCGGUGAUUAUCUGAAGCAGUGGGGAAAUGUUCUUCUUUGCCAUCGAAGUCAUGAGUUUGUUGGGCGGGAACCCAUGGACUGCAUUGUUUUAGGAUUUGCACACCUCUUGAAAAAGUGCAUGGAGCUUUCGCAGCCAAAGAGCAUCAUAGUAGACACCAGAGAUCUCAUGGACCAGCUCUUCGCGACCUAUUUAUUUCCUGAUUUGUCAGAGCAAAUCGAUACCGAGGUCAUUGAGCCAGCUAUACCAGUGAUGCACACGGAAACUCGCCAGGAGAUUUACAAUGUAUUACUUUUGCUUUGCGAAGACGAAACGAACUGUGAGCAGAUGCUCGAGAUUUUGGAAGAUGUAAUCCCACGAGAUUAUACCUAUGAUCCGAGUUGGGUCUUCGAUCGUUAUAAAACAAUCCGAUCGCCCGAAGGAUAUGCCGGGUUGAGGAAUUUAUCCAACACUUGUUACCUCAACUCCCUAUUUACCCAACUGUUCAUGAAUAUCGACUUCCGCAAAUUCAUGCUGCAGGUUCCAGCGGAGGAGACAGAUCCAAACCAGAGACUUUUAGUAGAAACGAAAAGGCUAUUCGCGUACAUGCAAAACACAUGGCAGAAAAGUGUAGACACGCUUCCUACGGUAGAAGCUAUUCGGACUUUCGAAAAUGAAAUGAUCGAUAUAACUAUUCAAAUGGACGUCGACGAGUUCUAUAACCUUUUAUUUGACAGAUGGGAAGGCCAGAUCCAGUCAACGGAAGACAAGAAAGCAUUUCGCUCUUUCUAUGGUGGUCAACUAGUCCAGCAGAUCAAAUCAAAGGAAUGUGAACACAUCUCGGAACGAGUGGAGCCGUUUUCUGCAAUUCAGUGCGACAUCAAGGGGAAAAGUGGCUUGGAAGAUAGUCUGCGGGCUUAUGUGGAAGGAGAAAUGAUGCAAGGAGAUAACAAGUACUCAUGCACAUCAUGUAACCGACACGUUGAUGCUGUUAAAAGGGCGUGUUUGAAAGAUAUUCCGGACAAUCUAAUCUUUCACCUGAAGAGGUUUGAUUUCGAUGUCAGCUCUAUGAUGAGAAGCAAAAUCAAUGACGAGUUUCAUUUUCCGGAACGCAUUGAUAUGGCCCCGUUCAAGGUUGAACAUCUUAGCAAUGCGGAUGCACCUGUGGAAGCCGAUAUUUUCGAGCUCGUUGGGGUUUUAGUUCAUAGUGGUACAGCAGAGUCUGGCCACUAUUAUUCCUACAUCAAGGAACGCCCAAGCCGCAAUUUUGGCUCGUGGGUGGAGUUCAAUGAUGCCGACGUCAGCAGAUUUGAUCCUUCCAAAAUCCCAGACCUGUGCUUUGGAGGCAUAAAUGAUCCCUAUCACGGACCGAACUUAGGCUCAGUUCGCUUUAAUAAAGUUUGGAACGCGUACAUGCUUUUCUACCAACGCGUAUCCAGCAUGGAGGUUGCCCAGUCCGAGUACAAGCUGUCUUUGACUGACACCCCAGUUACUGUACCUCUCCCUCUGGAGCUUGGCAAUCAUAUCGCCAUGGAGAACGAAUUAUUCCUUCGGGCCUACUGUCUUCUAGAUCCUAAUCAUACUCGCUUCAUACUUGGCCUUGUCCAGCUGUGCAGGAAGGCUGUCCUUUCAGGGGGCGCGAAAAAUUCGAAACUCCAAAAGGCGGCAGUGUACGUUGCUCUAGACGCAUUGGAUCAGCUUGUGUCGAGAACAAAGGAGGCACCAGCCUUGGAACAGCUGUUCGCAGAACUCGACCUAGCCACCGAGGAAAAUCCCUAUGCCGCGUUCUGGGUUCUUGAAUGGACGGCGAAUCGCCGGUUUGGAAUUCGAAACCUCCUUCUAAAGUGCCCAAAUACCGUCACUCGUGCCGGAUUUUCUGCGUUGCUAGUAUCCUCCCUGGCUCGUCUGAAGGAUCGGUUAGCUGACCCAACUCUGGAACCAGUCAGGGCGACGCGCUACUCUCAGGAAUACACAAUCUUACUCGAAAAUAUUCUAACAAACCUUCAUCAUCUGUGGAGUGGAAUCCACCUGUAUUACCGAGCGUGGGAUGACUACUUUGAAUUCAUCUUGAGCAUUGCCAAGUUUGGUGAAUUUGAGGUUGAAGUAAUUCUGGACCAUGGAUUCAUGCUAAAGUGCCUGGAGAUAAUCUGGCUGGACAAAGAGGAUAGUAAGAAACUGAAAUGCCACUAUUCAAACUACUUUCGGCUGAUCGAAAAAGGGCGAAAAUUUUCACUGUUCAAGCUCAUGGAGUUGCUCUAUUUCCUUUUCAAUUAUAUUGACUGGAGCCUUCCUCCAUCAGCUGAGAUGCAACAACGGACAAACCAAAACGGAAAAUUUUCUAUGUCAGUAGAAGAAGCUGACUUGAUCUGUCCUCUUGGGCGGCACAAAGAAUUGGCUAUUGUGAGGAAAAUUAUUGAGCAGCAGGCGAACCCAGCCGUGACCAGGCAGAUUCUCAGGCUUCUUGUCGAGUUGCCUUCUCCCAAUGUGCUCCUGGACAGCGUCUACAAGGCUAUAGAGGAAGGGCUAGCGUCUGAACCUUCAGCGCUCAUCGUGCCAUUCCUUGAAGCAACACUGGUGUUCUGUGAAUUUGCGCCAGAUGCCGAAAGAAUUCUAGGGCUUGUGGAUUUCGCUAUUAAAAGCGUCGAGACUCUUGAUGAUGCUGGUGCGGAAUUUAUCGGGUUCUUACGAGGACUUCUAGAAAUACAAAAUAAUAAGAUCGGACAGGAUGACGCCUGGUUCUGGUGUCUUGUGCUUGAACGCACUCCAGAAUGGGGUCCUUGCCUUCUCCUAUUUGAGGAUCAGACGGUUCGAACUGGUGUAUACGAGUUCCUGCAACAACUCAUAUUUUCAAAGGAAGACGAAGAGUUGCCAGAACCACAUCGUCAGUAUUACCAGAAAAUUGGUAGAGGACUUGCACAAGCUUGUCUUGAGAAGUUACAGGCUUUGUAUCUUGGAGGAGUAUCGUCUCCACUGACUAUCAAUGCUCGAUUGCUCGAAGCUAUCACUCUUGUGGUCAAUCAUUGCACGGAAACGUACUUCGAUGAGAACGAGAACGAGGAAGACUUGGAAUUUCUUCAGCAGGCAUCGAGCAUCCUCGCAUCAGUUGGACAGAUGACAGUGGAUGUACCCGAAGAGUUUAUAUCUGAUGCGUGGGAGGAUAAUUCAAUGAUGGGAAGCGACUCUGACAUUGGAUUUGCCGGCUCACCAUGAACACAAAUUGGCAUUGGCAUUCCUUUUCUCUCUUCGAUUCAUUACAGCGCAAGAACGUGGGAUUUCCUGACAAAACGGACACCGGCGUUUAUAUGCAAGGAUUCGCUCAUAGACAUUUUACUGGAGCAGAAUAGAAAGCUUCAAAGGAGAACCGGGUUUUAUAUGGACAAAAAGUUGGCAAUGGAUUUAUUACAGGAUGAUGAUUAUUCUUUGAUGCGGGAGUCCAUUUUCGUCUACAGAUCCUACGAUGACACGAAGGGAGCGCAAUGAAAGCAUUUGCACGGCGUUUUUUUGUUUCCUAUUCUCCGAAGAAAGAUAUUUCAAUUGAAGAUUUCCUGCCUCGGAAUUUUCUGGACCUUGGGGCGCCUUUUACUUACAGAAAUAGCGUUCUCUCCGGGAAAUCAAUUGAAAACGACUGUGCACUUGACAUUUCAGAGUUGUUUCAUGACUAUUAGCUAUCAAUUUCUUCACCUUUGCUUUCUUCUUUGCCCUUGAGUUUGGGAGGGUGAGGCCUGGUCAUUUAACGUUGUUCCUCCACCUCUGUUGUGUUUUUCCUGUUGGAGAGAUCAACAUGCUGUGUCCAUUUGUUUGUGGUUGGGACAGCACUCUUUCAUACUCACUUUGCAGGCAGGUGUAUGUGGGCGUCGAAGUCGACUCUCCCAGCAAUCAAUCAGCCACGCAAAGAUUCAUUAUGUUCCCAUUUUGUUCCCCCUUUUCCUUUCAUUUUUCGGCCAGGACGUUAGGCGGAGAGUUGCGACAUGUUAUCAUACAUGUUGAUGUUAAUAUGGUGUGCAUGUAUGUACAAAUAGUACAGUUCUUGACAG